UCUGUUUGAUGCUUAGAAUAUUGUUCAGGAAAACUGUUUGAAACUUGAGUGUAAACUUUGGCACAUAUUGACUUAGAUGCUCUCCUUUUCUUGAAUAUUAAGACAUGAUUAUGUAGAAAGGCACAAUUUUGAUCAUGAAGGACCAACCAUGAUUAAAACUGUGUCUUUCUCUACCUAACAGGGCCAUAUUUAACUUAUUAAAAGACAGAAGAUCCAAAUCAAUAUGCUAGAUCCAACAUAUUUCCUUGAUUAUAGCGUUAUAAUAGUUCAUCUUGAUCUUUAUGAAAACCUUUUACAAGUUCAAUGUAUCUAGACGCUGAUUAUGUCAAACAGGUCACAUUUGUUAAUUGACACAAACAUGAAUCAAUGAAAUGCUUUUAGUUUGUUAAUAUCGGUACAUAGAUAAAACAAGUGGAACUGUUUCAAUGUCAACUCUUAGCAACGCAACAAAUAUAUUUUGGCAAGAUUGUCAACUAGGAAAGCCUGAAAGGCAGAAGCUACUUAACCAAAAGGGAUGUGUUGUAUGGAUUACUGGACUCAGCGGAUCAGGGAAAAGCACACUGGCAUGUUCACUAAGCAGUGAACUGCACUCAAGGGGAAAAUUAUCUUAUAUCCUUGAUGGAGAUAACCUUCGGCAUGGACUAAACAAGGAUCUUGGUUUUAAACCUGAAGACCGCACUGAAAAUAUUCGCAGAACUGGUGAAGUGGCGAAACUCUUUGCCGAUGCUGGUCUAAUAUGUGUUGCUAGUCUCAUAUCUCCUUAUCGAAGAGAUCGGGAUACUUGCCGUGCCAUGUUGCCUGAUGCCAACUUUAUUGAGGUCUACAUGAACAUGCCUCUAUCAUUGUGUGAGGCACGGGAUCCAAAAGGCCUCUAUAAGCUUGCUCGUGCUGGAAAGAUCAAAGGUUUUACCGGCAUUGAUGAUCCUUAUGAACCACCCUUAAAUUGCGAGAUAGAAAUAAAGGAGGAUGAUGGAGAUUGUCCAACACCAAAAGUGAUGGCAGGACAAGUUGUUACUUACUUGGAAGAGAAAGGGUUUCUUGAAUGUUAGGGAAAUAUUCAUAUAUCUAAUGUUUGAACUUGUAAUGUCUGCUAGUAUUCUCUAAUUAUAACGUUUCUUCUAGACUUCUAGUUGAAGUUGAAAACCUAGAAAGUGUGUUAGCAGGAGGCACUGCCGCACUGGUGAGAGGAUAAGGGGACUUGUAAAAUUUAUCAACUAUAUAUAAAUUUUAAUUGCAUACA
This is a messenger RNA of Medicago truncatula (barrel medic), 1240 nucleotides long. Its product is annotated as adenylyl-sulfate kinase 3. The coding region runs from base 426 to 1049 and encodes 207 amino acids. The record is from RefSeq and is a predicted model, not a curated record. Gene Ontology annotation, biological process: sulfate assimilation. Gene Ontology annotation, molecular function: ATP binding; adenylylsulfate kinase activity. The transcript has 7 exons. Lineage: Eukaryota; Viridiplantae; Streptophyta; Magnoliopsida; Fabales; Fabaceae.